AGUUCGGGAACUGAACCGGGUGUUCUACUGCCCUAUAUUUUGGUUUCAUUCAUUCACCAUUCUGCAGUUCCAUUCGCUUCUGCGGUGAACGCACUAGUCGGAUAACGCUUGGUACAGUUGCCAUGGAGACUGUGACGUAAAUUCUUUCACCCCGUCUCUUCGUCCCCCUUUUAGAGUCCAGUCUAAUACACAUGUCGGUCGGGUGCAGUUAGAUUUUAGCAAUGUGACAAGUCGGUUUCCUCAGUAAAGGGGUAGAAGGGUCAACAUGCAGGUUGCUUGUUUCUGGAGGUCAAAGAUGAAUUAAGCGAAGUAGGCCGCUUAGAAGUUCUGAUUGUGUAGAUUAAGAAGUGGAAUGAGUGAAGAAGAAUGUGGAGAGGAGAACAGUGGAAAUUGCCUGGUCCGUGUCCGCGCCCAGGUCAUGACCAGGGAUGACUCGACUGGAGGUUGGGUUCCAAUGGGCGGAGGCGGAUUAAGUUUCGUAUCCGUCCGCAAGAGGCAAGUACCAAACGACGAAGAUGCCAAGCACGAGUAUCUGAUCUAUGGCAAGAGGAUAACGGAUCAAACGGUUGUCUUAAGCUGUACGAUUAAAAAGGAUUUCCAGUAUAAUAAAGUCAUGCCUACUUUUCAUCAUUGGCGUACCGGAGACAAAAAGUUCGGUCUGACUUUUCAGACGGCUGCGGAUGCACGUGCCUUUGACAAAGGAGUCAAGAUAGCUGUGGAGGAUUUACUAGAUGUUAACAUGAUGUUCUUAGUCUUUCAGCAAUCCAGUACCGGUGAUUCUUACAUACAUGGCACAGAUAUCGGUGACGACGAUGUAUUUAUGACUCUAGAACUGCCAGUGGAUUCUCGCUCUUCGUCUGGUUCCAGUAAUGUGAGUGGCAACGGAGCUUCGGCCGUAAGGCCUGCUUCUACCAACAACACCGAAGCGUUUUCUUCCCCAUAUACUCAUCCUCAUGCUAAUCAUCAUCAUCUGCAUCGAAUGCAUUUCAUUCGGCCUCCUCGAACAAUUAACAAUAGUGGAUUAAUUGGUGGAAACGGUGGCCAGGUAAUAGACCUCCAGCAGAAAACACAAGAAGACAUAUGGAUCAAAGAGAAAUCUCCAAGCCCUAAGAACAAUAUGAAAGAUCAGGGUAUUCUUGAUGAUAAAAUAGAAAUUAUUCCCGGAGAGCCUUAUUCUUAUGUUCAGUUUGCUAAAGACAAGCCGCGAACGGAACAUGAGUAUUCCUACCCAAUAAUGGACUCUCUGAAAUCGGGUAAGAGAGAUUCGAUAGGUAACAUUAAGAAACAUCAGUUACCUGCAAUAGGCACUCAACCUCCGUUACUGCCAACAAAGACAAAGAGGAAGAAGGAGAACAAAAAAGACACUUGUAAGCAUUCUCCUCUAACUCGGGUCCAGUGUCGCCACUGCCACGACAUGUUUAAUGAAGACGAAAACAGGAGAGGUAGCUGCGAGUAUGCUCCAGAUAAAGUACUGGCGUGCAUAAGUGCCACUACCUGUAUAUCCUGUGCCCAGUGUAUGUUAUAUCACUGCAUGUCCGACACGGAAGGAGAUUUUAACCACCAUCCCUGUUCUUGUGACACUACCGAUGAACAUUGCCAGCGAAGAUGGAUAGGCCUGGCACUUCUCUCGUUUUUCGUACCCUGCCUUUGGUGCUAUAUACCAUUUCGCGCGUGUCAUCGAUGUGGUGUAAGCAGUGGCCUUUGUGGAGGAAGACACGAAGCCGUUUGACCCUUUGCCCUUAGUAAUCUGGUCACUAAGAGAAACGGAUGGAUGUAAACUCAACACAUUUCUCCACUGCCGCCUCCUUCAGGAAUGGAGCAGCAAAACUGCUGCCAUCCAGAGUCAAAACAAAACAAAAAAAAAAAAACAAAAAUAAAACAAACAUGCUCUACCCACCUUGGACUGUAAUCCAAGCAACACAGGUUUAAAAAUUGUUUAAUUCUCCAACACAGUCUAUAAAGAGAAUGCCAAUUCAUACAGUUCUACACUCCCAGGAAACAGAGGAAAUCACUCGAAGAGACGGCAUAGUCACAUGGCUGUUUGGUUAAUUGUUAUAUUGGAAAUUACCAAUUGUAAUUAUGAUAUUAAUUACUUCUAAAUGUUAAAUAUCAGCCUGCUUUAGAACUAUUUCAGUUCUUUACAAGAGAGAAAACACAGAGAAUAUUUUCCUUAGCUGCCAGGUUUGGAAUUUUAAGUUAUUGUUGUUGUAGUCUGAGUAAAAACCUUAUUUUUGAGUCUUCCAAAGCUACCAUUAGAAUAAUUUUAAGAGCCUUUAAUUUAAGAUUAAUUUGGAUGUUAUUUAGACCCAAGUUCAUAGAAAUCCAUUACGUCAUAUGUCCUCCAAAACAAGAAAAAUUUUGUUAAAAUGUUCGCAAUCACUCUCAAUUGGUUCUAAUUUAAUAUAUGUAGAAACAGGACAAUUAGUGUUCUUUGUCUACAUAUAAAUAUAUAAAACUCUGAGAAUAUUUUUUAUAUCUUAGUACUAGAGUUUAGAUAUACAAACUGCCAUAAGACAGGUGGCAAAAUAAAACAUAACCGUGCCAAGAACAUGGAAGUAUUGAUGCUAUUGGGUUGAGAAGUUUGUUUUACAAUAGUGUUGGAGGUGCAGGAUGUAAAUAAAUUUAAGUUUACAGUCAAAAUUAAUGUGUAAUAUACCCAUUUACAGUCAGGAGAAUCCUUAAACUUAAUUUGGUGUGUAAAAUAUUGAUCUUUUUUUAAAUUUUUAAUCAAAUUUUUAAGUGAAAAUUAAAAACAAAAACAACUUCGGUCCUUAGCCAGAUCGGUCACAAUUUUGGUUUUUGCAUCCGAGGAGUGCCAACGUCGAAGUUGUCGGGUCUUCCUUGCAUAUUUCUUCAUUCUUUUUGAAAUUCGAUCUGUUGUUUAUGGAGUGAAGUUUUGUGUUUUUACUUAUAUUUUUUUAUGGAAACAGUUGCAUUAAUUCAAAUGAGAGGGCUCAAGUAAGGGAGAGGGGUCUUCUUGGCAUCUUGCAGAACAUUACCAUUUGAGGACUCCCAUGAGAGCUGCGAGCGCGAAUGUUGGCACUCGAACUAAUUGUUAUAUAAUUACAAAAUAAUACCUAUCCGAAGCACAAUUAUAGUGUAUUUUGAUGCCAAAUUUUGUACAAGAGUUUAUAUAUAUAUAUAUAUAUAUAUAUAUUAUAUAUAUAUAUAUAAAUAUAUAUCAAUGUGGUUAUUAAUUAAUACUAGUGACCACUAUCCAAUCAAAGUGCUGUGACCAUAAAGAAUUCAAUAGAUAUUUUUACGAAGUUCUCUCUCUGUCUACAUAUAUAUAUAUAUGUAUGUAUACACACACAAACAUAUAUAUGUAUAUAUAUAUAAUUCAAUUAACUAAGAGAGACUUUCCUACAAUGCAUUUAAGUAAAUGAUCUAAAAAAACCUCCAAAAAUUCAUCCGAAAACAUAAAUUAGGUUUCUCUAAUCGGUUCCAAAAGCUUGAUUUUCCUCUUAACUUUGUUUUUUAAUUAGUAAAUAUGUAAAUUAUCAUCAUUCUGUGUUUGUAAAUUUUAUUGUCGUGUGCCUUAUGUGACAUUUUUGCGGAGAAAACAGGAGAUAAAAACAAAACAAAAGCAAAAUUUUCUAUAAACCCUGUCUAAUUUCAAUUUGGAUCACGUGUUAAUUGUAUAUUUCUAUUUAUUGUGAGGUGGUGAGGAAUUUCCUUAUGUCAGGUUCUGUUUUAAACAAUAGAUAAGAGGCAUAAAUAUAUAUAUAUAUUUAUAGUCACACGACGAAUUAUUUUUUUUAGUGUAAUUUUUCGAAGUUUAACCGAGUUUUAAUUUCAAAAAAAAUCGGUUAAAUUAGAAUUGUAUAAAAUAAAUAUAUAUAGAUAUAUAUAUUUAAAAAAAAAUAUUUUAUCAAAUAGUCACCUCCCUUAUCGUUUGAAUGUCAAACAUAUCAAAUCUGAAGGAAGUAGCUUCUGGUUUCAUCUUAAUUUACCUCCUGUUAUGUAUUGUUUUGAUCUCAUUUGAUUCCAAAUAGUCAAAAAAAAUCCUUAGAUAUAGGUGUGGCCGCUUCGAAUCGAUCCAAAUUCCUUCAUUUUGCUCCGAUUUGCUGCAUAAACCGAGCAGAAGAGGAGACUAGAUCUGAUUUAAUACUCAUUCGGAUGCUCCCUGCCGAAUUAAACUGGACAAUACUUGGCUAGGAGCGUUGCCCGCUCGAUUAUACUUGGCUGGGGCGUUACCUAAUCGGCAGGUUUUUUGUAUUCUAGGCUCUUUGGUGCGCAAAUUUUUGAUACCACGGUUCACAUAAUCGAUUAAAUUGAUACUUUGACACAUUAUCUCGAUGAAUUGAUCAAGGAUUUUUCGUUGUUUUUUUUUUUUUUUUAGAAAAAAGACACAUGAAUGUAUAUCGGUUUCUCGUCAUAGUGAGUAAUAGCAUAAUGUUGGGAUGUCAGAAAAAAAAUAACAACAAUUUGUAUCGUGUGUUUUUGUGUUUUAUUAGAUGUUGACCUUAAUAUAGAGUCGUUAACAAAGAACGGGGUGAAGAUUUAUCCCGUUUAAUCCAUGUCAGAAAUAAUGAAAUAUUUUUUAAUUCCACAUAAUUGUAUUAUACACGCAUACACAGUAACGAGUGUUAACCUCUAUUAUUAUUAUCAUUAUUAUUAUUAUUAUUAUUCUCGGUUCUUUCACUGUAUUUUAAUUAUAAUUUAUUAUCAUUAAAAGGAGCAGCUAAUAUAGGAAGAGGUGUGAUUGUAGAUCUCAGAACAUCAAAAGAAAAAAAACAACACACAACACAUGAAAAUUUGUUGAUUUUAUUAUGUAUUUAGAUAUGUUACGUUCCCUAUUAAAGUGUUGGUUGUAUGUAAA
This is a messenger RNA of Centruroides sculpturatus (bark scorpion), 4822 nucleotides long. RefSeq names its product sprouty-related, EVH1 domain-containing protein 2-like. The transcript is spliced from 7 exons. Gene Ontology annotation, biological process: negative regulation of MAPK cascade; multicellular organism development. Gene Ontology annotation, molecular function: protein kinase binding. Bases 353 to 1729 code for a protein of 458 amino acids. The record is from RefSeq and is a predicted model, not a curated record. Gene Ontology annotation, cellular component: membrane. Lineage: Eukaryota; Metazoa; Arthropoda; Arachnida; Scorpiones; Buthidae.